Molecule: messenger RNA, 1534 nt
Organism: Musa acuminata subsp. malaccensis (wild Malaysian banana)
Lineage: Eukaryota; Viridiplantae; Streptophyta; Magnoliopsida; Zingiberales; Musaceae
Source: RefSeq, a predicted model, not a curated record
GUUCAGUACCCCUCGCUGUUGCAAUGCCUCAGCUUCAAAACACGACAUGUUCCAGAGUAAUUCUGCAUAUGGAUUUAAUUGAGCUUUAGCAGGAAGAGAAAGGGGGAAGCAUCACACGAUUGAACCCCCUCUAUCUUCGCACAUAAAAGAUCUAUAACAGCUCCGUAUUUUUUGAUUUGAUAUAGAACAUGUUAAUGUGUAUGUAUGAAUGCCGUCUGAUAACAUUAAAUUGUUCGUUUUAAGCUCUGCACUAACUCUAUUCUCGGUCGUCGUCGUUGUCGCAGGAUCUCACAUCAAGAAGCUUAUUAUAAUCGGUUCAGUGGCAGGAGCGGUGGGCUUCGUUUUGGUCUGCGUCGCAUUAUUUCUAUGUACGCGAACGCGUUACACAGACUCUAUCAUCUAUUGGAACAAACCGACAAAUGUAGUAAUGAUCGAAGACUUUCUGAAUGAUUAUGGAUCCUUGGCCCCUAAAAGAUACAAGUACUCGGAAUUGAAGAAGAUGACCAAAUCUUUCAAAGAAAAACUUGGGAAAGGUGGAUAUGGAAGUGUGUUCAAGGGAACCCUUCAAGAUGGGCGUUCGGUGGCUGUGAAGAUCCUGAGCAAAUCCACAGAAAAUGGAGCAGAGUUUAUAAACGAAGUUGCCAGCAUCGGUAGGACUUCCCAUGUCAACGUCGUGAGUCUACUCGGCUUCUGCCUCGACGGUCACAAACGAGCUCUGGUCUAUGAAUUCAUGCCCAAUGGGUCACUGGACAAGUACAUCUACUCUGACGAGCCGAAGGCAUCGCUUCCAUGGGACAGACUGUACCAGAUCGCCGUCGGCAUCGCCCGAGGGCUGGAGUAUCUGCAUCGCGGCUGCAACACUCGCAUAGUCCACUUCGACAUAAAGCCCCACAACAUCCUCCUGGACCAGGACUUCUGUCCCAAGAUAUCCGACUUUGGAUUAGCCAAACUGUGCCCUCCCAAAGAAAGCAUCCUCUCCAUGGCAGACGCAAGAGGAACCAUAGGUUACAUUGCACCGGAAGUCUUCUCGAGGACCUUCGGGAUGGCGUCGACUAAAUCCGACGUCUACAGUUACGGGAUGAUGGUCCUGGAAAUGGUCGGAGGAAGAAGGAAUGUGAAUGCAUGGGCAGACAGGACCAGCGAGAUAUACUUUCCGCAUUGGGUCUACGAACAUCUGGAUCGAGAUGGAAGUCUUGAAGCCUACGAUGUGACGGCUGAGACGGAGGAAAUUGCGAGGAGGAUGAUAAUGGUCGGUUUGUGGUGCAUACAAACAAUGCCACCGAGUCGGCCUUCCAUGAGCAGAGUCGUGGAAAUGUUGGAAGGAAGAGUCGGCGACAUGGAGAUGCCACCCAGACCAUAUCUUUCGUCCCCUCAGCGACCGGUCGUCGUCACCUCUUCUUCCUCUUGACGGUAAGCAAACUAAAAGAAGAACUCGGAGUUAUUUUUCCCCUCUUUUUGCCCUUUUUCUUGAGAUCUUCUUGUCAAUCACAUGAAAACUAAUUCAAGUGUCUGCUUAAACAUAUCGGAAUUCUUA